Lathyrus sativus (Indian pea) is the source of this 306-nucleotide messenger RNA. Lineage: Eukaryota; Viridiplantae; Streptophyta; Magnoliopsida; Fabales; Fabaceae. The record is from the annotation of a GenBank genome assembly.
AUGUCUACUAAACAUCUCAUAGCCCUUCUAGCUCUUUCCUUUCUCCUUUCACUAAACUCUCUACACACCAUCAUGGCUGCAAGGAUCAUUCCUAGUAGUGCUCCUAGUACUGUCACAAGGCCUCUUUUUUCAUCCGAAGCUGAAAAUUACUUGAAGCCUCGUUUGGAUCAUACGCAAAGAUUCUUUCAAGGGAGACAAGUUAAGAAUUGUUUGCCAAAAGGGUAUAGGCAUAACUCAGCUCCAAGCAGAUUUGUUAACUAUGAUACAUUAGGUGGAUGUUCUGGAAUCCGUUCGGAGAAACCAUGA